Caenorhabditis angaria is the source of this 29246-nucleotide messenger RNA. The record is from the annotation of a GenBank genome assembly. NCBI's taxonomy places the organism in Eukaryota, Metazoa, Nematoda, Chromadorea, Rhabditida, Rhabditidae.
AUGCAAGAAGGUCGCAGUGGUAAUUGGGAAAAGGUCGGUGAGACCAAGGGAACAGACUUCAAGGUCAAAGAUCUCAAAGAGCAUGGAGAAUACAAGUUCCGUGUCAAAGCAGUCAAUGAAUGUGGAGUAUCCGAUCCUCUCACCGGAGAAACCGUACUCGCCAAAAACCCCUAUGGAGUCCCGGGCAAACCAAGAAACAUGGAUGCAAUUGACAUCGAUAAAGAUCAUUGCACUUUGGCCUGGGAGCCACCAGAGGAAGAUGGCGGAACUCCAAUCACUGGAUAUAUUAUUGAGAGACGCGAGAAAUCGGAAAAAGAUUGGCAUCAAGUCGGACAAACCAAACCGGAUUGUUGUGAGUUAACCGACAAAAAAGUUGUGGAAGACAAAGAAUAUUAUUAUCGCAUCAAAGCGGUGAACAAAGCUGGACCUGGAGAUCCGUGUGAUCAUGGAAAACCAAUCAAGAUCAAGGCGAAGAAGGCUGCACCGGAAUUCACUGCUGGUGGCAUCAAGGAUCUUCGUUUGAAGGUUGGCGAGACAAUCAAAUAUGAUGUUCCGAUCUCUGGGGAACCACUUCCUGAAGUGACCUGGAUUGUCAAUGGAAAACCGCUGAAACCAGUUGGCCGUGUGAAAAUGACGACAGAACGUGGGAAGCAUAAGAUGAAGAUUGAGAAUGCGGUGCGCGGCGAUUCUGGAAGUUACUCGAUCACUUUGAAAAACAAUUCUGGAAGUGUCGAAUCAUCAGCAACUGUGACAGUUGUUGGAAGACCAACCCCACCCAAAAGGCCCUCUUGAUAUCACUGAUGUUUGUGCAGAUGGUGCAAAACUGGCGUGGAAUCCUCCAGAAGAUGAUGGCGGAGAUCCGCUAACUGGAUACAUCGUCGAGGCCCAGGACAUGGAUAACAAGGGAAAAUAUAUUGAAGUUGGUCGGGUUGACCCGGGGACCACCGAGCUCAAAGUAUCCGGUCUUCGCAACAAGGGCAACUACAAAUUCCGCGUCAAAGCGGUCAACAAUGAGGGAGAAUCCGAACCAUUGAGUGCCGAUCAAUAUACACUCAUCAAAGAUCCGUGGGAUGAACCAGGAAAGCCAGGGCGGCCCGAGAUCACCGAUUUCGAUGCGGAUCGAAUUGAUAUCGCUUGGGAUCCACCGCAUAAAGAUGGCGGGGCUCCGAUUGAGGAAUAUAUUGUUGAAGUCAGAGAUCCGGAUACCAAAGAAUGGAAGGAGGUCAAAAGAGUUCCAGGUAGAUUUGUUUUGGAUCUUGUGGAUCAAAAAAAUUUUAUUUCAGAUGCGAAGGCUUCAAUUGGCGGUUUGAAGGAGGGCAAGGAAUAUCAGUUCAGAGUGAAGGCUGUGAACAAAGCUGGACCUGGACAACCAUCCGAACCUUCGGAGAAACAAUUGGCCAAGCCGAAAUUCAGUGAGUUUGAAAAAAAGAAAAAAAUUUAGUCCGCAGGGGGGUUCGAACCUAUGCUCUACAAAUAAUAGGCCACCACGCAAACCACUCGGCCAUUUUGCUGUGUUUUUAAUUUAGCAAAAAGCGCUCGAAUUGUGAAUUUUCGAGAUUUUUUACGGUUAUGGGACUAUUCAAGUUGAUUUUCUACAGCGCUGAGAAAAGCGAAAAAAUUUAGUCCGGAGGCGGGGUCGAACCUAUGCUUCACAAACAGUAGGCAGCCACGCAAACCACUUGACCAUUUUGCUGUUUUUAUUUUAAAACAGGCGCUCGAAUAGUGAAUUUUUGAUUUUUUACAGUUAGAAAUUCAACAAAAAAAAAGAAAAGAAAAAAAUUUAGUCCGCAGGUGGGGUCGAACCUAUGCUUUACAAACAGUAGGCAGCCACGCAAACCACUCGGCCACUUUGCUGUGUUUUUAUUUAGCAAAAAGCGCUCAAAGUGCGAAUUUCCGAUUUUUGCCGUUCAAAGUACACAAGUUACAAUUCGAAAUUCUACAAAAAAAAAAAAUUAGUCCGCAGGCGGGGUCGAACCUGUGCUUCACAAACACUAGGCAGCCACACAAACCACUCGGCCAAACUGCUUUUUUUUAUUUUAAAAGAGGCGCUUGAAUUGUGAAUUUUCGAUUUUUGCCGUUCACACAAGAUUCAGUAAAAAUAUAUUUUAAAAAAAUUUACUCACGCAGGCGGGGUUCGAACCUGUGCUUCACAAACACUAGGCAGCCACACAAACCACUCGGCCAUUUUGCUGUUUUUUAUUUUGAAAAAAGCGCUCAAAUUGCGAAUUUCCGAUGAUUUUUUACGGUUACAAUUCGAAAUUCUAAAAAAAAAAAAUAUAAAAAAUUCAGUCCGCAGGUGGGGUCGAACCCGCAACCCUCGAAACAAAGAUGUAGACGCUACCCGCCUACACCGUUUCAGCUUUUUUGGCUCCACGUGGAGCUCAGAAGCUGAUUUUUAGAGCAUUUUGAUCAGCUCGCCGAGUUCUACAAAACCUCUAACAAAAUCCCUGGUUUUCAGUUCCCGCCUGGUUGAAACACGAGAAUUUGAAGAGCAUCACAGUGAAAGCCGGCGCAACAGUUCGUUGGGAAGUCAAAAUCGGCGGCGAACCGAUUCCCGAAGUCAAAUGGUUCAAAGACGCCAAACAACUCGAGAACAAUAUUCAAUUAUCGAUUGACACUCGCAAAAAUGAGCAUACAAUUCUUUGUAUUCCAUCAGCUGUCAGAUCGGAUGUUGGAGAAUAUCGAUUGACUGUCAAGAACUCACAUGGCGCUGAUGAGGAAAAGGCUAAUCUAAUUGUCCUAGACAAACCAUCAAAACCAAAUGGACCGCUGGAAGUCACCGAUGUCUUCGAGGAUAAUUGCAAUUUAGCCUGGAAGCCACCAGAUGAUGAUGGCGGUGAGCCAAUUGAAUAUUAUGAAGUGGAGAAAUUGGACACAGCAACUGGAAGAUGGGUUCCCAUGUGCUAAGGUUAAGGAUACUAAGGCACAUAUCGAUGGAUUGAAGAAGGGUCAAACUUAUCAAUUUAGAGUUAAGGCUGUUAACAAGGAAGGUGCUUCGGAUGCUUUGACAACUGAAAAGGAGACCAAGGCUAAGAACCCUUAUGAUGAGCCUGGGAAGACUGGAACUCCUGAAGUUGUUGACUGGGAUGCUGAUCGUGUAUCCCUUGAAUGGGAACCACCAAAAUCCGAUGGAGGAGCACCGAUUACACAGUAUGUUAUCGAGAAGAAGGGCAAGCACGGAAGAGAUUGGCAAGAAUGCGGGAAGGUUUCGGGCGAUCAGACGAAAUGCCGAGAUUCUUGGGCCUCAAGGAGGGUGAAGAGUAUCAAUUCAGAGUGAAGGCGGUGAACAAGGCCGGGCCGGGAGAGGCUUCGGAUCCGAGUAGGAAGGUUGUGGCGAAGCCGAGAAACUUGAAACCGUGGAUUGAUCGAGAGGCGAUGAAGACGGUUACGAUCAAAGUGGGAAAUGAUGUGGAAUUCGAUGUUCCGGUUCGAGGAGAGCCGCCGCCGAAGAAGGAGUGGAUUUUCAAUGAGAAACCGGUUCAGGACGACAAGAUCAGGGUGAGUUUUAGGGGGGUGGGGUGCAGAGAAGCUAGACAAUUCGGGUUGACGGGCAGGUUAGAGACGUAGAGGAAGAUACACUCGCUCCGCCUCGAACCGCUUACGCGGAAUUUUCCGGGAGAUAGCUAGAGAGAAUAGGAUUUGGAGAGAGUGCAGAGAAGCUAGACAGCUAGAGAGUAUGAAAAAUGAGAGACACAGAGAAAUUAGACACUUUGAGAUGACGAGAAGGUUAGAGACGCAGAGGGAGAUACACUAGAGAGUAUAGGAUUUGGAGAGAGUGCAGGGAACUAGAAGAGCUAGAGAGUACAGAGAAACUAGACAGCUAGAGACGCAGAGGGAGAUACACUCGCUCCGCUCGAACCGCUUACGCGGAAUUUUCCGGAAGAUGGCUAGAGAAAAUAGGAUUUGGAGAGAGUGCAGAGAAACUAGACAAUUCAGGUUGACGAGAAAGUUAGAGACGCAGAGGGAGAUACACUAGAGAGAAAAUUUAUGUAAAAAGUUUUGGACAAUACAUUCUCACGUAAAAAUUAAAAAUAAAUUUCACGUGAAAAAUUUUCCGAAAAAAAAAAUUUCACGUGAAAAUUUUGAGAAGGUUAGAGACGCAGAGAAACUAGAGAGGCGUAGAGGGAUUUACAUUAGAGAGAAUGAGAUUUGGAGAGAGUGCAGAGAAGCUAGACAAUUAGAGAUAACGAGAAGGUUAGAGACGUAGACACCAUUUUCAUCCCCCGAUUUUUUGCAGAUCGAAUCCGAAGACUACAAAACCCGCUUCGUUCUUCGUGGCGCGUCCAGAAAACACGCCGGCCUUUACACAUUGACCGCCACCAACGCCUCAGGAACCGACAAACAUUCAGUCGAAGUUAUUGUUCUCGGAAAACCAACCUCACCUCUCGGCCCAUUAGAAGUCACCAACAUUUAUGAGGACAAAUGCGACUUGGAGUGGAAAGUUCCAGAAGACGAUGGCGGUGUGCCAAUCGAUCAUUAUGAAAUCGAAAAGAUGGAUUUGGCCACAGGAAGAUGGGUUCCAUGUGGAAGAAGUGAAACAACCAAGUGUCAAGUUCCUAAUCUCGUUCCAGGACAUGAAUACAAAUUCCGAGUUCGUGCUGUGAACAAGGAAGGCGAAUCCGAUCCAUUGACAACGAAUACAGCGAUCCUUGCCAAGAAUCCAUAUGAGGUUCCGGGCAAAGUCGAAAAACCUGAGCUCAUUGAUUGGGAUAAGGACCAUGUUGAUCUUCAAUGGUCCCCACCAGCCGAUGAUGGCGGUGCGCCGAUUGAAGGAUAUCUGAUCGAGAAGAAGGAUAAGAAUGGGCGAUGGGAGGAGGCAAUGGUUGUCCCGGCUGAUGCCACAACUGCCACUGUUUCGAAUCUCAAAGCUGGGGAAGAAUAUCAAUUCCGGAUUUCAGCCAAGAAUAAAGCUGGAACUGGAGAAGCAUCUGAUCCAUCGGAUCGUGUCAUCACUAAACCAAGAAAUCUCGCACCUCAUAUUCAUCGAGAAGAUCUUUCGGAUACUGUGAUCAAAGUUGGGCAAUCUCUCAAGUUCACAAUUCAUAUUGAUGGUGAACCGGUGCCAGAUGUCAGUUGGCAAUUUAAUGGAAAAGGUAUUGGUGAAAGCAAGGCGCAGAUUGAGAAUGAGGAUUAUAUUUCAAAGUUCAAUUUGGUUAAGGCAACAAGGAAGCAGAGUGGAAGUUAUACGAUUACUGCCACAAAUAAAAAUGGAAGCGAUUCGGUUACAAUUCAAAUCAAGGUAGGUUUUCAAUGCGAAAAUUUUUUUUUUUUUUUUUUUUUUUGACAAAAAAAUUAUAUACCGUAGUUGUUUCGUCGCGACGAGACACACAUCUUUCAAAAAUCGAUGCGCCUUUGAUUCACAACGAGAAAUUCAACUUGAGAAAAAUCAAUUAGAACUAAUUUUGCUCGAUUUUCGUAAUUUUCAACGGAAAAAAUCGGUUUUUUCUUUCCCGCACAAAUCAAAAUUUUGAUUCGGGCGUGAAUUUAAAAUUUCCAAAAAAAUUUUUUUUGUGCUCAAAAUGCUCCAAAUUUCUCGCAGUUUCCAAUUUUUGUUCUGAAAAUCAGGCCUAGGCUUAUCCGGACUCUAAAAAUCCCAAAUUUCGACCUAGUCUCGGAUGUUUGCUAGGCCCGGCCUUUUUCAGAUUUUCCAAAAAUCUGAAACUUUUUAAACAUAGUUAGGCUAUCUCCAUUCUUCGAUUUCUCCCUUUUUUUUCAUGCAGAAACAUCAAAAACCCGAAAAAAACAAAAAAAACCGUAGUUUUUGAAAGGCGCAACAGCAAAAACUCACACAGGGUCUCGUCGCGAAAGAACUACGGUAUAUAAUUUUUUUUCGAAAAAAAUAAUAUUAGGAUAAUUCUAUAUAAUCUUUAAUUUCAGGUCAAGAGCAAGCCAACCAAACCAAAAGGUCCGAUUGAAGUAAGCGAAGUUUUCGAAGAUCGCGCAACUCUGGAUUGGAAACCACCAGAGGAUGAUGGCGGCGAGCCAAUCGAGUUCUACGAAAUCGAAAAAAUGAACACCAAGGAUGGAUUGUGGGUUCCAUGCGGUCGAUCCGGUGACACACACUUCACAGUCGAUUCGUUGAACAAGGGCGAUCAUUACAAGUUCAGAGUCAAAGCUGUGAACAGUGAAGGCGCCUCAGAUCCCCUUGAGACGGAGACCGAUAUUUUGGCAAAGAAUCCAUUCGAUCGACCGGAUCGACCAGGUCGACCAGAGGCAACUGACUGGGAUUCGGAUCAUGUGGAUCUCAAGUGGGAACCGCCGUUGUCUGAUGGUGGAGCGCCGAUUGAGGAAUAUCAAAUCGAGAAACGAACCAAAUAUGGAAGAUGGGAACCGGCGAUUAGUGUGGCGGGCGGGCAGACAACUGCCACAGUUCCGGAUUUGACACCGAAUGAGGAAUAUGAAUUCCGAGUUGUUGCUGUCAACAAGGGAGGACCGUCAGAUCCAUCGGAUGCGAGCAAAACUGUUAUUGCGAAGCCAAGAAAUUGUGAGUAGAUCUUUAUCCUGAACUUCAGAGUAACAAAAUUAUUUUUUUUUCAGUGAAACCACACAUUGAUCGCGACGCUCUUCACAAUCUCACAAUCAAGGCUGGCCAAUCAAUCACCUUCGAUGUUCCAGUUUCCGGAGAACCCGCUCCAACUGUAACCUGGCAUUAUCCAGAUGGCAGAGAGAUCCGAAACGGUGGCCGUGUCAAAUUAGACAACCCAGAUUAUCAAUCGAAGUUGGUUAUUCGACAAAUGGAACGAGGCGACAGUGGAACAUUCACAAUCAAGGCUGUCAAUCCGAACGGAGAAGAUGAGGCGACUGUGAAGAUCAACGUUAUCGACAAACCAACUUCACCGAAUGGUCCGCUUGAUGUUAUCGAUGUUGCCGCCGAUCAUGUUACCCUCGAUUGGCGCGCACCUGAUGAUGACGGUGGAAUUCCAAUCGAGAACUAUGUCAUCGAGAAAUACGAUACCGCAAAUGGUCGAUGGGUUCCAGCCGCAAAAGUUGCUGGCAAUCAAACCCAAGCUGUCGUCGAAGGUCUCAUUCCUGGACACGAAUAUAAAUUCCGAGUCGCGGCUGUCAAUGCAGAAGGCGAAUCUGAUCCAUUGGAAACCUUCGGAACAACUUUGGCCAAAGAUCCAUUUGACAAACCAGGAAAGACUGGCGCUCCAGAAGUCACUGAUUGGGACAAAGAUCAUGUGGAUUUGGAAUGGAAGCCGCCGGCAAACGAUGGCGGAGCACCGAUCGAGGAAUAUGUGGUUGAGAUGAAAGACGAGUUCUCACCAUUCUGGAAUGAGGUUGCUCAUGUUCCAGCUGGACAAACCAAUGCGACAGUCGGAAAUCUUAAGGAGGGAUCGAAAUAUGAGUUCAGAAUUCGUGCGAAGAACAAGGCUGGACUCGGAGAUCCGUCGGAUUCUGCUUCAGCUGUUGCCAAAGCCAGAAAUGGUGAGAUUUGAAUUUGGGUGGGGCUGGAUUGGGCUUUCAAUCCUAAAAAGGCUAAGCCUAUGGCUAAGCCUAUAGCUAUGGCUAAGCCUAUGGCUAUGGCUAAGCCUAAGCCUAUGGCUAUGGCUAAGCCUAUGGCUAAGCCUAUGGCUAUGGCUAAGCCUAUGGCUAUGGCUAAGCCCAUGACUAUGGCUAUGGCUAAGCCUAUGGCUAGGCCUAUGGCUAAGCCUAUGGCUAAGCCUAAGCCUAUGGCUAAGCCUAUGGCUAUGGCUAAGCCUAUGGCUAUGGCUAAGCCUAUGGCUAUGGCUAAGCCUAAGCCCAUGGCUAACCAAACCUUACUAAGCUAGAGCCUUGACCUAAACCUAAUAAGCCUAAGCCUUAUAAGCCUAAGCCCAAGCCCAACCUAAGCCUUGAACCUUCCCGAACAAUCCAACAACAUUAAUUUUUCAGUUCCACCAGUCAUCGAUCGCAAUUCGAUUCAAGAGAUCAAGGUCAAGGCCGGUCAAGAUUUCGCUCUCAACAUUCCAGUUUCCGGAGAACCAACUCCCGAAAUCACCUGGACAUUCGAAGGAACUCCAAUCGAAUCCGACGAUCGUAUGAAACUUGUCAACGAUGAUGGAAGAGUGAGUUGUUUUCCCGAAUUUUUUCCAGCCAAAAUGUCCCGAAUUUUCAGACAAAGUUCAAUGUGAAACGCGCUCUUCGCUCCGACACCGGAACCUACGUCAUCAAGGCACAAAAUGUGAACGGAACCGAUACAGCCGAAGUCAAAGUCAUCGUUCUCGAUCACCCAUCAAAUCCACGUGGACCUCUUGAUAUUGUCAACGUCACCAAGGAUGGUUGCGAUCUUGCGUGGAAGGAGCCUGAAGAUGACGGUGGUGCUGAGAUCAGUCACUAUGUUAUCGAAAAACAAGAUGCCGCAACUGGCCGAUGGACUGCUUGCGGUGAAAGCAAAGACACGAAUUUCCAUGUCGAUGAUUUGGCGCAAGGACAUGAGUACAAGUUCAGAGUCAAGGCUGUCAAUCGAUAUGGCGAUUCAGAUCCAUUGGAGGCUCGUGAACCGAUCAUCGCAAAAGAUCCAUUCGACAGAGCUGACAAGCCCGGAACUCCAGAGAUCACCGAUUGGGACAAAGAUCACGCAGAUCUCAAAUGGACUCCACCAGCCGAUGACGGAGGUGCGCCAAUCGAAGGAUAUCUUGUCGAAAUGCGCACACCAAACGGGGACUGGGUUCCAGCCGUCAAAGUCGGACCAGAUCAACUCACAGCCACUGUCGAUGGCCUGAAACCCGGGCAGACCUAUCAGUUCAGAGUGAAGGCUUUGAACAAGGCUGGAGAAUCGACACCGUCGGAUCCGAGUCGAACAAUGGUGGCGAAGCCGAGACAUUUGGCACCGAAAGAUCAAUCGAGAUAUGUUCAUCGCUCAACGAAUCCGCGCCGGGCAGACUCUUAACUUCGAUGUGAAUGUUGAAGGUGAACCUGCGCCGAAGAUCGAAUGGUUCUUGAAUGGAACUCCACUUCCAUCCGCCGGCAAAACUCACAUCGACAACAACACCGAUAACAAUACCAAAUUAACAACCAAGGAUACAGCUCGCGCCGAUUCCGGAAAGUACAAGAUUGUCGCCACCAAUGAAUCAGGAAGGGAUGAAUACGAGGUGGAUGUGAAUAUUUUGGACAUCCCUGGCGCACCCGAAGGACCUCUCCGUGCUAAAGAUAUCACCAAGGAGAGUGCCGUGCUUCAUUGGGACGAGCCUUUGGAUGACGGCGGUUCACCAAUCACAAAUUAUAUCGUCGAGAAGCAAGAAGAUGGUGGAAGAUGGGUUCCAUGUGGGGAAACAUCUGACACAUCGCUCAAAGUUGGCAAAUUGCAAGAGGGACAUGAGUACAAGUUCCGUGUCAAGGCCGUCAAUCGGCAAGGACAAUCCGCACCGCUCACUUCGGAUCAUCCGAUCGUCGCCAAGAAUCCAUUCGAUGAACCAGACGCGCCGACCGAUGUUACACCAGUUGACUGGGAUAAAGAUCAUGUGGAUUUGGAAUGGAAGCCGCCAGCAAAUGAUGGCGGAGCACCAAUCGACGCAUACAUUGUUGAGAAGAAGGACAAAUUCGGAAAUUGGGUUGAGUGUGCAAAAGUUGACGGAAAGACUACUAAAGCUACAGCGGAUAAUUUGACACCCGGCGAGACCUAUCAAUUCCGUGUCAAGGCUGUGAACAAGGCUGGACCUGGAAAACCAUCAGAUCCCACGGGAGAUGUGAUCGCGAAGCCAAGAAGAAUGGCACCGAAACUCAAUUUGGCUGGACUUUUGGAUUUGCGAAUCAAGGCGGGAACACCAAUCAAGAUGGAUAUCACUUUCGAAGGGUGAACCUGCGCCAGUCGCAGUUUGGAAGGCUAACGAUGCGACGAUUUCGACAGGAGAUCGAGCAGAUGUUACAAACACCCCAACAUCUUCAUCGAUUCAUAUCUUCUCCGCGGUUCGCGGAGAUACCGGUGUCUACAAAAUCAUCGUUGAAAACGAGCAUGGCAAAGAUUCCGCGCAAUGCAACGUCACAGUUCUCGAUGUGCCUGGAACUCCAGAAGGACCAUUGAAGAUCAACGAGGUUCACAAGGAGGGUUGCACAUUGAACUGGAAGCCACCAAUCGAUAAUGGCGGCUCCGAUGUUCUUCAUUAUAUUGUUGAGAAGAUGGACACGAGUCGUGGAACUUGGCAAGAAUGCGGAACAUUCCCCGACACAACUGCAAAGAUCAACAAACUUGUGCCAGGAAAGGAAUAUGCAUUCAGAGUUAAGGCUGUCAAUCUUCAAGGCGAAUCAAAACCAUUGGAAGCGGAAGAUCCGAUCAUCGCCAAGAAUCAAUUCGAUGUUCCAGAUCCAGUCGACAAACCAGAAGUGACAGAUUGGGAUAAAGAUCGUGUUGAUAUCAAAUGGGAGCCAACCAAGAAUAAUGGCGGUGCUCCAGUCACUGGAUAUAUUGUUGAGAAGAAAGAAAAGGGCAGUUCACUAUGGACCGAGGCUGGAAAAACAUCGGGAACAACAUUCAGCGCGAAUAAUUUGAAACCUGGCGUCGAAUAUGAGUUCAGAGUUGUGGCUGUGAAUGCAGCCGGACCAUCCGAUCCUUCCGAACCAACAGAUCCACAAAUCACCAAGGCACGAUAUUUGAAACCAAAGAUUUUGACGGCCAACAGAAAGAUCAAGAUCAAGGCUGGUUUUAGUCACAAUUUGGAGGUUGAAUUCGUCGGAGCACCUGAUCCAACAGCAACUUGGACACUUGGCGAUGCUGGAGCACCACUUGCACCAGAACUUAUUGUUGACGCAAAGAGUUCGGUCACUUCAAUCUUCUUCCCAUCGGCAAAGAGAUCGGACAGUGGAAACUACAAGCUCAAGGUUAGUAGCUCGGGGAAUUAGGUUAACUUGGGUGCGGCUGGAUUGGGAGUGAGCCUUAAUUCUAAUCCUAACAAGGCUAAGCCUAUGGUUAAGCCUAAGCCUAUGGCUAAGCCUAAUAAGCCUAAGCCUAACUAAGUUUUAACAAAGCUUUAAACAAAAAAGCCUUAAACUAAGCCUAAGCCUAUGACUAAGCCUAAGCCUAUGGCUAAAACCCCAAUAGCCUAAUAAGCCUAAGCCUAACUAAACCUAAGCCUGAGCCCGAAACUAGCAUUAACGAAGCCUAAGCAUAUUGUUAAGCCUAAAACUAUGGCUAAGCCUAAUAAGCCUAAGCCUAUUGUUAAGCCUAAAACUAUGGCUAAGCCUAAUAAGCCUAAAACUAUGGCUAAGCCUAAUAAGCCUAAGCCUAUAGUUAAGCCUAAGCCUAUGGUUAAGCCUAAAACUAUGGCUAAGCCCAAUAAGCAUAAGCCUAUGGUUAAGCCUAAGCCUAUGGUUAAGCCUAAAACUAUGGCUGAGCCUAAUGAGCCUUAGCCUACGUAAACCUACGCCUGAUCCUUAAACUAGACUUAACGAAGCCUAAGCCUAUUGUUAAGCCUAAGCCUAAAACCCCGGAGCAGGCGGUUAGCGCCCACGUCUCUGUUUUGAGGGUUUCAGGUUCGAGCCCGCCUCGCGACUAUUUUUUUUCGAUUUUUUUAAAAAUAUUCAAAAAAAAUAGUCGCGAGGCGGGCUCGAACCCGAAACCUUCAAAACAAAGUUGUAGACGCUAACCGUCUGCGCCGUUUGGUCAAGACACUAUUGCUCAUUUUUAAGCUUUUCAAAUUAAACCUGAUAAAUCUUACAGGUCAAAAACGAGCUCGGAGAAGAUGAAGGUGUGUUCGAAGUUAUUGUUCAAGAUCGACCGAGUGCACCAACCGGACCACUUGAAGUAUCAGAUGUCACCAAAGACAGUUGUGUAUUGGCGUGGAAACCACCAGCAGAUGAUGGCGGCGCAGAAAUCAGCAACUAUGUUGUCGAAAAACGCGACACCAAAACAAACACCUGGGUUCCAGUCUCAGCAUUCGUCACCGGAACCUCAAUCACUGUUCCAAAAUUGCAAGAGGGACACGAAUACGAAUUCCGUGUUAUGGCUGAGAAUUCGUUCGGAAGAUCGGAUUCAUUGAACACCGACGAGCCAGUUCUUGCCAAGGAUCCAUUCGGAACUCCAGGAAAACCAGGACGUCCAGAGAUUGUGGAUACUGAUAACGAUCAUAUUGAUAUCAAGUGGGAUCCACCAAGAGAUAAUGGCGGGUCGCCUGUGGAACAUUAUGAUGUUGAGAGGAAGGAUGUUAAGACUGGAAGAUGGAUCAAGGUUAAUACAUCGCCAGUUCAUGGAAAUGCUUUCUCCGACACCCGAGUUCAAAAGGGUCAUACCUAUGAAUAUCGUGUGGUUGCUGUCAACAAAGCUGGACCUGGUGCACCUUCAGAUCCAUCAGCUUCAGCUACAGCGAAGCCAAUGCAUGAAGCUCCAAAGUUCGACUUGGAUGUUGAUGGAAAGGAGUUCAGAGUCAAGGCUGGAGAACCGUUGGUGAUCGAGAUUCCAUUCACCGCUUCACCAAAACCAGACAUUUCCUGGACUGACGCGGCUGGUAAACAGAUUGCUGGCGUUGAAACAACUGACACUCAAACAAAAUUGGUGAUUCCCUCAACUAGAAGAUCGGAUAGCGGUCCAGUCAAGAUCAAGGCUGUUAAUCCAUAUGGAGAGGCUGAGGCCAACAUCAAGAUCACAGUUAUCGACAAACCGGCAGCUCCGGAGAACAUCACAUAUCCAGCUGUUACUCGUCACACUUGCACAUUGAAUUGGGACACACCGAAAGAUGAUGGAGGCGCAGAGAUCAGUGGAUAUCGCAUCGAAUAUCAAGAGAUCGGCUCGCAAAUCUGGGACAAAGUUCCUGGCUCGAUUUCCGGAAACAGCUACACAGUUCGCGGUUUGGAACACGGCCAACAAUAUCGCUUCCGCAUCCGCGCCGAGAACAUCGUCGGACUCUCCGAUUACUGUCAAGGACAUCCGGUGGUCAUCAAAGAUCCGUUCGACCCUCCAGGUGCACCAAGCACGCCGGAAAUCACUGGAUACGACAGCAAUAUGGUUGCAUUGUCGUGGAAUCCACCAAGAGAAGAUGGUGGCUCGCCGAUCAUUGGAUAUGUUGUGGAAAGAUUUGAGAAGCGUGGCGGUGGCGAUUGGGCACCAGUCAAGAUGCCAAUGAUCCGGGGAACUGAAUGUGUUGUGCCGGGGCUACACGAAAAUGAAACUUAUCAAUUCCGUGUACGCGCUGUAAAUGCCGCCGGUCAAGGUGAACCCAGUGGCGGAACCGAGCCAAUCACCUGCCGCCCGUAUGUCGAGAAACCAGGAGCACCAGAUGCACCAAGAGUCGGAAAGAUCACCAAGAACUCGGCUGAAGUUACCUGGAACAGACCACUAAGAGAUGGCGGUGCUCCAAUCGAUGGAUAUUACGUUGAGAGGAAGAAAUUGGGAGAUAAUGAUUGGGUGCGAUGCAAUGAUAAGCCAGUGAGAGAAACCGCGUUUGAAGUCAAGAAUUUGGGCGAGCGUGAAGAAUAUGAGUUCAGGGUUAUUGCUGUGAACUCUGCUGGCGAGGGAGAUCCAUCAAAACCAUCGGAUUUGGUGUUGAUUGAAGAGCAACCUGGUAGACCGUGCUUCGAUAUUACUAGCUUGAAAGAUAUCACUGUUCGAGCUGGGGAAACUAUCCAAAUUCGAAUCCCAUAUGCUGGCGGAAAUCCAAAACCAAUCAUUGAUUUGUUCAAUGGAACUUCACCGAUCUUCGAGAACGAUCGAACUGUUGUUGAUGUCAAUCCGGGAGAAUUGGUCAUCACAACAACGCACUCGAAGAGAUCCGAUGCUGGACCAUACAAGAUUUGCGCGUCUAACAAAUACGGAAAGGACACCUGCAAGCUCAACGUGUUCGUCCUCGACGCUCCGGGCAAACCAACCGGUCCGAUUCGAGCGACCGACAUCGAAGCCGAUGCGAUGACGCUCUCCUGGCGCCCGCCAAAAGACAACGGUGGCGAUGAGAUCACAAAUUAUGUUGUUGAGAAGAGAACACCUGGAGGUGAAUGGGUUAAAGUUGGACAUCCGGUUGGAACAUCAAUCCGUGUUCGAAACUUGGAUCCAAACACUCCGUAUGAGUUCCGUGUCCGCGCCGAAAAUCAAUAUGGAAUCGGAGAACCGUUGGAGACUGACGAUGCGAUUGUUGCCAAGAGUCCCUACGACACUCCAGGAGCUCCAGGUCAACCAGAAGCUAUUGAAACAUCGGAAGAAGCGAUUACACUUCAAUGGACAAGACCGACUUCUGAUGGUGGCGCUCCGAUUCAAGGAUAUGUUAUCGAAAAACGUGAAGUUGGAACUGGAGAAUGGACAAAAGCUGCGUUCGGCACAAUUUUGGACACAAAACACCGUGUUACCGGUUUGACCCCAAAGAAAACCUACGAAUUCCGUGUGGCUGCUUUCAACAUCGCUGGACAGGGUGACUAUAGUGAGAAUUCGGUGCCAAUCACCGCUGAUAAUGCUCCAACAAAACCACGAAUCAAUAUGAGCAUGUUGACCAGAGAUGUUUUGGCGUAUGCUGGAGAACGAGCCAAGAUUUUGGUGCCAUUUGCAGCUUCGCCAGCACCAAAGGUAGGGGGGAAACUGAAAUUUUUCAGGUUUUGGGCAUUUUUUGCGAGCUCGCAUUUGCGGCUGCGUGGUCGAGUGGUCUGCACUUCUGCCGACCGUUUGCAAAACCAGGGUUCGACCCCCACUGGUUGCUCAACAUUUUUAAUUUUUUUAUUUUCAUGAAUAAAAGAGCUGGCGAACCCUGGUUUUGCAAAAGGCCUAGGCCUAAGCCUAACUAAGCCCUAGCCUAACUAAGCCUAAGCCCUAGCCUAACUAAACCUACGCCUUAGCUUAACUAAGCCUAAGCCUAACUAAGCCUAAGCCUUAACUUAACUAAACCUAAGCCUAAGACUAACGAAGGAUAAGCCCACUUAAUCCUAAGCCUAACUAAGCCUAAGCCUAAGCCUAAACCCCAAAUGGCGCAGUCUAGAGCUUCGCUCAGCCUGCGCCUGAAACCAAUCAAGCCUUCUAAGCCUGUCUAACCAAGCCUAAGCCUUAGCCUGACCAAGACUAGUCCUUAGCCUAACAAUACCUAAGCCUAAGACUAACUAAGCCUAAGGCCUUAGCCUAACCAAGCCUUAGCCUAACUAAACCUAAGCCUCAGCCUAACUAAACCUAAGCCUAAGCCUUAGCCUUAAACCUAAGCCCAACCAAGCCUAACAAUACCUAAGCCUUAAGGUUUAGCCUAAAUAAGCCUUAGCCUAAGUCCAAUUAAGCCCCAGCCUAACCAAGCCUAAGCCUAACUAAGCCCAAACCUUAGCCUAAAUAAGCCUAAGCCUUAGCCUAAAUAAGCCUAAGCCUUAGCCUGAUGAAGUCUAAGCCUAACGAAGGCUGAGCCCACUCAAGUCUAAGCCUAACAAUACCUAAGCCUUAGCCUACCGAAGCCUAACCUUCUAAGGCUUAGCCUAACCAAGCCUAAGCCUAAGGUUUCGCCUAACUAAGCCUAAGCCUAAAAAGCCUAAAAGCCUACCUGAGGUCCCACUUUUUCACCUAAAAUUUUUCCGUUUACCAGCACACCGCAAAAAAAUGAAAUAAAUUGAAAUUUCGAAAAAAAAAAAUUUUUUUUUAUUUUUAUUUUUUUCCAGGUCACGUGGUCCAAAGGAGAAAACAAAAUUAGCGAGAAAGAUUCGCGCGUCAAAAUUGAAUACAACGAUUAUUUGGCAACGCUCACAAUCGAUAAGAGUGAAUUGAACGACGGUGGAUUGUAUUUCAUCGAACUCGAGAAUAGUCAAGGAAGUGACAGUGCCAGUAUUCGAUUGAAGGUCGUCGACAAACCGGCUCCACCACAAGGAUUGCGAGUUGAGGAUAUUUCACCCGAUUGUUGCACCCUUCUUUGGUUGCCACCAACAGCUGAUGGCGGUUCGCCGGUCACCAAUUACAUUGUUGAAAAACUUGAUCUUCGUCACUCGGAUGGAAAAUGGGAGAAAGUCUCGUCAUUUGUCAGAAAUCUCAAUUACACUGUCGGCGGUCUUGUCAAAGAUAACAGAUAUCGAUUCCGUGUUCGUGCUGAGAAUCAAUAUGGAACAUCGGAGCCUACUGAACUUGCCGAUCCGGUCACUGCCAAAUAUCAAUUCGAGGUUCCAAAUCAACCGGAACCACCAACGGUUCGGGAUAUGGAUUCGACGUGGGCUGAACUUGAAUGGGAUCCACCGAGAGAUGGAGGCUCGAAGAUUCUUGGAUAUCAAAUUCAAUAUCGAGAUACUUCAUCGGGACGUUGGAUCACAGCCAAGAUGGACCUGGUUGAACAAUGUCACGCUAAAGUCACCGGUCUUCGUGAAAACGGUGAAUACGAAUUCAGAAUCAUCGCCAAGAACGCGGCUGGUUUCUCAAAACCAUCUGGACCAUCAGACCGAUGCAAACUUCGCUCAAGAUUCGGACCACCAGGCCCACCAAGUCAAGUUGGCGCAAAAUCUAUUGGAAGAAACCACUGCACAAUCACCUGGGUUCCACCGCUUGAAGAUGGAGGCUCAAAGAUCACUGGAUACAACGUUGAAGUUCGCGAAUAUGGCAGCACUUUGUGGACAGUCACAAGUGACUACAAUAUUCGUGAUCUUGAGUACACUGUUGACAGACUUCGCGAGUUCAAUGAUUAUGAAUUCCGAGUUGUUGCGAUUAAUGCGGCUGGAAGAGGAAUUCCAUCUCUGCCAUCUGGACCAAUCAAGAUUCAAGAAGCUGGAGGAUCUCGCCCUCAAAUCGUUGUCAAACCCGAAGACACCGCUCAACCCUACAAUCGUCGUGCUGUAUUUGUUUGCGAAGCUGUCGGUCGACCUGAACCAACUGCAAGAUGGAUGAGAAAUGGAAGAGAGCUCCCAGAGAGUAGUAGAUAUCGAUUCGAGGCUAGUGAUGGUGUCUACAAGUUCACUAUCAAAGAAGUUUGGGAUAUUGAUGCUGGAGAAUAUACUGUGGAAGUUGCAAAUUCAUUUGGAACUGAUACCGCAACAGCUAAACUGAUUGUUCAAGCUCCACCAGUCAUCGAGAAAGAUGUGCCAAACACAAUUCUUCCGAAUGGCGAUCUAGUUCGUCUCAAGAUCUAUUUCUCCGGAACUGCACCAUUCAGACACAGCUUAACGUUGAACAAAGAGGAAGUCGAUCCAGAUCAUCCAACUAUUCGAACUGUCGAAUUCGACAAUCACAUCCUCAUCACAAUUCCAGCAUUAUCCGUCAGAGAAUCAGGAAGAUACGAAUACACCGUUUCUAACGAUUCCGGUGACGCUACAACCGGAUUCUGGCUCAAUGUCACUGGAUUACCCGAACCACCACAAGGCCCACUUCAUAUUAGCAACAUCGGCCCAUCGACUGCCACAUUAGCCUGGCGACCACCAGUUACAGAUGGUGGAUCAAAGAUCACAAAUUAUGUUGUGGAGAAGAGAGAUUUGAGCAAGGAUGAUUGGACGAUUGUUGCAUCGAAUGUUAAGGAUAUGAAUUAUAUUGUGACUGGACUUUUCGAAAAUCACGAAUAUGAAUUCCGCGUUUCGGCUCAAAAUGAGAAUGGUCAAGGCGCCCCAUUAGUUGGAGAACAUCCAAUCGUUGCUCGUCUACCAUUCGAUCCACCAACCUCCCCGUUGAACUUGGAGAUCACCCAAGUUGGCGGCGAUUACGUCACCCUCACUUGGCAACGUCCAGCGUCUGACGGUGGCGGUCGACUUCGAGGAUAUAUCAUUGAGAAGCAAGAGGAGGGACAUGAUGAAUGGUUCAGAUGCAAUCAGAAUCCAUCGCCACCAAACUCCUACAAUGUGCCAAAUCUCAUCGAUGGUCGAAAAUAUCGUUAUCGUGUGUUCGCUGCGAAUGAUGCUGGACUAUCGGAUCCCGCUGAAAUUGAUCUCACUCAAUUCCACUCAUCUGGCUCGGGAGAUGCUCCAAAGAUUAUCUCCGGGUUGAGCGAUUUGUCAGCGGAAACUGGAAGAUCUGUGACUUUCGAGUGCGAGAUCAGUGGAUCACCAAGACCAACUUAUAAAUGGUUCAAGGGAUGCAAAGAGCUUGUCGAUACCAGCAAAUACACUUUGAUCAACAAGGGAGAUAAACAAGUUUUGAUUAUUAAUGAUCUGACUUCGGAAGAUGCUGAUGAAUAUACAUGCCGUGCUACAAACACAUCUGGAACUAGAAGUACUCGAGCGAAUUUGAGAAUCAAGACGAAGCCUAGAGUCUUUAUCCCACCAAAAUAUCAUGGUGGAUAUGAAGCACAAAAGGGUGAAACCAUCGAAGUCAAGAUUCCAUACAAAGCUUUCCCACAAGGAGAAGCCAGAUGGAGCAAGGAUGGGGAAAAGAUCGAGAAUAAUUCGAAGUACAGUAUCACUACCGAUGAGAAAUUCGCAACUCUUCGAAUCUCAAACGCGAGUCGCGAAGAUUUUGGAGAAUAUCGAGUUGUUGUUGAGAAUUCUGUUGGAUCUGAUUCAGGAGUUGUUCAACUAACCGUCGCCGAUGUUCCAGAAUCGCCAAGAUUCCCAAUCAUCGAAAACAUUCUCGAUGAAGCUGUCAUUCUAUCGUGGAAACCACCAGCAUUGGAUGGCGGAUCUUUAGUCACCUCAUACACCAUCGAAAAACGCGAAGUCAACGGUGGAUCAUGGGAAGCCUGCGCAAAGAGCAGAUAUUCAUACACAACCAUCGAAGGACUUCGAGCUGGACGUCAAUAUGAAUUCAGAAUUAUCGCCGAGAACAAGCAUGGAGCAUCGAAACCGUGUGAACCAACGGCUCCAGUUUUGAUUGCGGGAGAUGCCAGAAAACGGCGACGCGCUUAUGAUGUUGAUGAACAGGGAAAGAUUGUUCGAGGUAAAGGACCGGUCUCGUCGAAUUAUGACAAUUAUGUGUUCGAUAUUUGGAAGCAAUAUUAUCCGCAACCAGUUGAGAUUAAACAUGAUCAUGUGCUUGAUUUGUAUGAUGUUCAUGAAGAAAUUGGAACUGGAGCUUUUGGAGUUGUUCACAGGUUUGUGGAAUAAUUUUUUUCCCGUUGGGGUGGGGAACCCUGGCAAGCGGCCUAAGCCUUAACAUAAUUAAGCCUAGGCCUAAGCCUGAUUAAUCCUUAGCCUAAUUAAUCCUAAGCCUAAACCUUAUCCAAAAUAAGCCUAAGCCUUAUCCCAAAUAAGGCUAAGCCUAAUCUAGGCUAGACCUUAGCUUAACUAAACCUAAACCUAAUUAAGCCUAGGCCUAAGCUUUAUCCAGAAAAAGCCGAAGCCUUAGCCUCAACCCAACUAAACCUAAACCUAACUAAGCCUAAGCCUCACUAAUUCUAAUCCUGACUAAGCCUAGGUCUUAGCCUAAAUCAGCUUUAGACUAACUAAGCCUUAACCUAAUUAAAUCUAAGCCUUAGCCUAACUAAUCCUAAGCCUGAUUAAGCAUAAGCCUAAUUGAGCCUAAGCCUUAGCUUAACUAAACCUUUUUUAGAUUAAGCCCAAGCCCUACCCUAACUAAGCCUGAACUUAAUGAAGCCUAAGCCUUAACCUAAUUAGGCCUAAGCCUAAGCCUGAUUUAUCAUAAGCCUAAUUAGACCUUAGCCUAAUUAAUCCUCUUCUUAUCCAAAACAAGCCUAAGCUUUAGCCCAAAUAAGGCUUAGCCUAAUCAAGGCUAGGCCUUAUGUUAGCUUAACUAAACCUGAACCUAAUUACGCCUAGGCCUAAACCUUACCCAGAAUAAGCCUAAGCCUUAACCUACCUAAGCCUAAGCCUAAUCUUUCUUCCAUAAAUCUUUCUUCCAUAAAAAAAGAUAAGAAAAACAUGUUGGGAGCUCAAGGAUCUACUAUUUGUUCGUUGAAUGGGUCUCGUCGCGAUGUGAUGCGCUGUGUGUUUGCGUUUUUCAUUUUUUACUUUUUUUUUUUCAUUUUUCCUUUUGUUUCUCCCCGUUUUUUUGUUUUGCGUGAAAAUUGCGAUUAUAUAGUUGAACUGCUAUCUCAAGUUUUACAUUCAGUCAGAGUUUUCUCUCUCGCAACCUGGUUUUAGGCGCCGCGGUGCUUUUCAAUCAAUAUGAUUCGAAAAAGGCACAAAAUGAGUGUUUUAAUUUAGCAAAUUACAAUUUAUUGUUUGUUCAUAUCUUUUGCGUCUAGCAGCUUCAAAUAAAAGGUAGGAAAAUGAGCUGUUUCGAGUAUUUUCUUGAAAUUUUUCCUCUGAAAUCGCAGAUCCUAGAAGGAAACCUAUUUUUGCAGCUUUUUUUGCAGAUGAACUGAAAUAAUGUCUUAGUCAUUCAACUACUUAUAGGAAGUUUUUAUUCAAUCCGAUUUGAAUCGCAUUUUCGUUAGUUUUAGAUAGGAAACGCUGUAGGAUGUUACCAAACAUCGAAAAAACUCAGAAUUAGAGACAAUUACAACUUUUUGAAGCUUUUCCAUAGAAAACUAAGCAGAUAGUGCUCAUUUAUAAGAACAACGUCGCCCUCAGCAGCUUUCAAUAAGUAUUAUCACUUCACAGAAAGCUGCGUUUUUCACGAUAACGUUUCUAUUCUGCGCAUUUUACUUUGAUUACCGUCAUAGAACAACAGCAAUUAAUUUUUCUUUUUGUGAACUCGUGAGAUCGUAAAAUUUUAUUUCUUAUAAAGCCAUACUUCAAACUUGAUGACAAACAUUAUUUCAGCGCAGAAACCACUCGUGGCGCUGGAAACUCGACACGUGGAAAACCAAUGUAAGUUUUUUUUCUAAAAUAAUUCUUCAAUUCUUCAAUAAUCAAAAUUUCUUCUAUUGAUUUGAAAAUCAAAAAGUUAUUUCUAGAUUAAUUUGUCAAUAAUCGCAUUUUCUGCCAUCAUGAUAGAAAAAUUGACGAUAAAAGCGAAAUCUUUUAAAUUGAAUAAACUAACAAGCAAUGUGACUCCCUGAAAAAGUUCGGUUUUAUGUUCAAAUAGUCUUAUGGGGAGUUAUGAAAAACCCAAAGGGUAUUUUGUAAGUGAAAAUUCCUUUAAUGAGAAUCCAGAAGUUGAAAUUCUGUUUUCAACAAUUUUCAAAAGAAAAGAUAAAACGUUCUAUUAAUGAAAAUCCGUAAUUCAGUUCAAACUCAACGAAAACACUCGAUCAAAACCGCAUUUUGAAGCUUGGGUGGGUGGAUCUUUUGAAUUGUUUUUUUGAGCGCUAUUAUCUAUAAACCUUUGAAUUUGAUACAUGAAAAAAAUUCUAAUUAUUUUUCGAAAAAAAAGCGCUCCACAACAAUUGAAAAGGGGGCAAUUCAAGCUUCAAAACGCGUUUUUGAUCGAAAUGUUUUGUUGCGUUCGAGCUGAAUUACGAACCUUGAAAAAUAUAAUGUUUUUUGACUUCUUGAAAAUUGUUCAGAAUUCCAACUUCCUGAUUCUCAUGAAAUACAUUUUUACUUACAAAAUCCCUAUUGGGUUCGUCAUAACUUCCCGUAAGACACUAUUCAAACAUACAACCGAACUUUUUCAGGGGGUCACAUUGGGAUCUAUUCCUUGUAAAAAUGAACUGGAGAACCAUUAUCCAAAAUCAGAAAACUAAAAAUAAAUCGUACGAAAGUUUUUUAGCAUGUAAUUUUCCCUGUUGGUGAUCCAUCUCAUUUCAAGAUCAAUGUCGGAAAACCUUGCAUUUUUCGAAAAAAAAAUUCCGUCAUAGUGAGAAUUUUUCCAUAUCAUUUCACUUUUAAAAAUUUCAAUAAUUUUCAUGAAACAAAAUCAAAAGUUCCUCGAUCUUCUAAAAUCAUUUCUUUCGCUCACAUUGCUUGAAAACCUGUUCCGAAUUUCAUGUUUAGAUUCAUUUAGAAAGUUAAGUUCUAUUCUUUAUCGAAUGCUUCAGAAGCAAUAAUUUAUGAAAUCAGAAAAUCGCUGAAAAUCGCCCCGCCCCAUUAAAGUUAUAUUUUGUUUAAAAAGAAAUUUCCGAAAACAAAAAUUAUUAUUAUUCAAGAGAAUUACCCAAUCGAAAAUUUUGAAAAUACUGAUUUUUCGUUUUUUUUCAAACUGCUUUUUGGACGACAUUUUUAUUUGACAGAGUUUGGAAUUCGGUAUGAAUAUACAAUUCAUAAUCAUAAUUAAAGCAAUAAAAAUCAGAAAAAAACAAUGCUUCCGCCAGUUUUUACAUUCGAACAGUGAUAAUUUUUUAAGGCGAUGUUGCAGAUGAGUUUCUCCUCCGAGGAGAAAUGAGGAGAAAUGGGGCGAAAUUCGAAAAAUACAUUGUUUCGCCUCCACCUGCAACACGUUUCUCCUCUUUCUCCUCAAAUAGCUCGGGGGAGAAACUAAUCUGCAUCAUCGCCUAACCAACAAACAACUAUUAUUAACAUCUACGUCAAACAUUUUUAAUUAAAUUCCAAUUUUCACUUUUGAAACUGGAUUCAAAAUUUUGUUCAAAAAUCGACAUGAUUGACUCAAAAAAUUUUAUACUUUCAACUGUUGAUCUCAUUGCUAAAUUCAAAAUAAAUAUCACCACGAAACAGGAAUUUUUUAAACAAAAAUCCUAGGUCUCUGAAAAAAACUUCUGAAACCCAUAAUUUGGAAAUAUGUGAAAGUUUUUCACUCGAAAUGAUGAAUCUCCGAUAAAAAGUUCAAAUUUCAAACUUUAGAAUAUUUUUCUAUCAAUUUCAUUGUAAAACAUCGUUCAAUUUCAAAACCAACAAACUUUGAUCCAAUUUCUAGAGCCUAAAAUAAGCAUUCAACUCCAAAUAUAAAAAAAGAUCAAACUAAAAAAAUCAAAAUUGUAAAAUUUUUAAAAUAAUUUUCAAUUGUAAAUCAAAAUUCAAUUUCCAAACCAACAAACAUUGAUCCAAUUUCUAGAGCCUAAAAUAAGCAUUCAACUCCAAAUAUAAAAAAAGAUCAAACUAAAAAAAAUCAAAAUUGUAAAAUUUUUAAAAUAAUUUUCAAACUAAUCUAGCAAGGUAAGAAAAAUACAUAUAAUCUUCUUUCGUUCUCAUAUGAAUAGGAAAAACCUUCCUAAAUAAAUGACUAGAAAUGUGAUUAUGCCUAUAAGUUGAAAACCUCCCGAAAUCCGUUUAAAGAUUUCCAUAAACUUGUUUCAGGUUUAUAAUAAUUCUAUUUUUAACACCAAAAACGAAAGAUUUAAAUAGCGAACCCUAAAAUUUUUUCAUGUGAUUGAUUUUCUGAAAAUAUAAAAUUGAAUGAGCUUGAUUUCGAAAAUCAGGGUUCAUGAAAUGAUCUAUAUCAAAGUAAAAAAAUGCCAAAAAUGAGGGGGCAAAAUUUUUUCAUUCCAAAAACUCUCCGACACAGUUUCAAUUUUUACCUAACAAUAAAUUCCAAAUUAUCGACUAUAUAAAAUUUCAAUGAAAUCAUUAUUUUUUCAUAUGUAUUAUCUAUCAAUAAUUUUCAGGUCUCGCCCUCAACAACUACAUGCACACGCAACACUGGGAUAUUCAACAUAGUGGUAAUUUUUAAUUUUUGCUUUAUUUUCAAUAAAUUUUAUGAAAUCACUAUUUUUGAUAAAUUUUUAUUGUCAAUCCGAAAAAUAAGCACCUUGGAAUAGAACCAAAAAUGGUCUAGAAAUCCAAAGCUACAGUAGACUUCGCAAAAUUUUAGAGUUUAUUUGAAAAAUAAAAUCCGAAAUUUACACUGGCAAACCAGUUUGAUAAGUAAUUUUUAUUCUACUGUACGUGAAAGACAAUUCAAACAGGGGAUAUUUUUUUCGGUUUGACAAUACUUGGAAUGUAUUAGUUUCUACGUUUCACUCGCUCACGUGAACUGUGAGGAAUUUGAAUUCAUGCCUGGAAUGAGUACACCGUGAAGUCGUGAUUUUCGAGCCUUUUAAAAACCACAAAUAUCGUAAAAACUUCUCGGCACUAAACGGCAAACUAACUUUGAAGAGGUUUUCAGAGAAGGGGUUUUCAAAAUAUGUAAUUUUGAAGGCUUGAAGUAAUAAUCAAAGUUGUUUUCAGAAGUAGCUAGGGUUCAGAAUGUCAAGCGUAAUCUGAAUCGUACUAUUAAGUUUUAUGUAAAGUGAAAAUAUUCAACACCUGGGAGCAUAACAUUUUAACUUGGCUAACUUUCUACAAAGCAUUCCCAGAUUUCAGCAAAAAUGUGGGGAAAAGGGUUAACUUUGAUAAUUUUUCAAUGAGCGAGCCUAUCCGAGAAAGUUAGCUUGAAUAAACUAUCUUAUGUUCGAAUAUGUAACAAAUUAUUCCAUGGAGCAAGGCUUAGUAUUAGUAUGGGCCGAAGGCCCAGACUCAGAUUAGGCUUAGGCUUAGUAAGGGCUGAAGGCCCCGACUCCGACCAGGCUUAGGCUUAGGCUUAGUAAGGGCCGAGGCCCAUACUCAGAUUAGGCUUAGGCUUAGGCUUAGUAAAGGGCCGAAGGCCCAGACUCAGAUUAGGCUUAGGCUUAGGCUUAGUAAGGGCUGAAGGCCCCGACUCCGACCAGGCUUAGGCUUAGGCUUAGUAAGGGCCGAAGGCCAGACUCAGAUUAGGCUUAGGCUUAGGCUUAGUAAGGGCCGAAGGCCCAGACUCAGAUUAGGCUUAGGCUUAGGCUUAGUAUGGGAGCCGAAGGCCCACCCUCAGAUUAGGCUUAGGCUUAGUAAGGGCCGAAGGCCCAGACUCAGAUUAGGCUUAGGCUUAGUAAGGGCCGAAGGCCCCGACUCCGACCAGGCUUAGGCUUAGGCUUAGUAAGGGCCGAAGGCCCAGACUCAGAUUAGGCUUAGGCUUAGGCUUAGUAAGGGCCGAAGGCCCAGACUCAGAUUAGGCUUAGGCUUAGUAAGGGCUGAAGGCCCCGACUCCGACCAGGCUUAGGCUUAGGCUUAGUAAGGGCCGAAGGCCCAGACUCAGAUUAGGCUUAGGCUUAGGAAACCCAGUAAGGGCCGAAGGCCCAGACUCAGAUUAGGCUUAGGCUUAGGCUUAGUAAGAGCCGAAGGCCCAGACUCAGAUUAGGCUUAGGCUUAGGCUUAGUAAGGGCCGAAGGCCCAGACUCAGAUUAGGCUUAGGCUUAGGCUUAGUAAGGGCCGAAGGCCCAGACUCAGAUUAGGCUUAGGCUUAGGCUUAGUAAGGGCCGAAGGCCCAGACUCAGAUUAGGCUUAGGCUUAGGCUUAGUAAGGGCCGAAGGCCCAGACUCAGAUUAGGCUUAGGCUUAGGCUUAGUAAGGGCCGAAGGCCCAGACUCAGAUUAGGCUUAGGCUUAGGCUUAGUAAGGGCCGAAGGCCCAGACUCAGAUUAGGCUUUGGCUUAGUAAGGGCUGAAGGCCCCGACUCCGACCAGGCUUAGGCUUAGGCUUAGUAAGGGCCGAAGGCCCAUGCUAUGUAUACUCAGUAUGAAUAUGGUGUGAAUGAAACUUUUUUUUACUAAUUUCGCGUCAAAUAAACAGAUUGUUAUGGCAGGGUGGUGACUGAUCAAGUUUGAACAGAACGCACAAGGUCCACUAGUUAAUCCUAAGCCUAACCAAUUUUCAACAAUUCCAGAGUCACUGAACGUGCAACCGGCAACAAUUUCGCCGCCAAAUUCGUCAUGACUCCCCACGACGCUGACAAGGAAACCGUCCGCAAGGAAAUCCAAACAAUGUCAGCCCUUCGCCACCCAAAACUCGUCAAUCUCCACGACGCUUUCGAAGAUGAAAAUGAGAUGGUUAUGAUCUACGAAUUCAUGAGCGGUGGUGAACUCUUCGAAAAAGUCGCCGAUGAACAUAAUAGAAUGACUGAAGAUGAAGCAAUUGGAUAUAUGCAACAAGUUUGUAAGGCUCUCUGUCAUAUGCAUGAACAGAAUUAUGUUCAUUUGGAUUUGAAACCAGAAAAUAUCAUGUUCACCACAAAAAGAUCGGAUGAAUUGAAAUUGAUUGAUUUCGGAUUGGCCGCCCAUCUCGACCCCAAACAAUCAGUCAAAGUCACAACUGGAACAGCAGAGUUCGCCGCGCCAGAAAUCGCCGAAGGCAAACCAGUCGGAUACUACACAGAUAUGUGGAGUGUCGGAGUUCUCUCCUACAUCCUUCUCUCUGGAUUAUCACCGUUCGGUGGAGCCAACGAUGAGGAAACGUUGAAAAAUGUGAAACGCUGUGAUUGGAAUAUGGAUGAUUCGGCGUUUUCGAGUAUUUCGGAUGAUGGAAAAGAUUUCAUUCGCAGACUUUUGCUCGCCGAUCCAUCAACCAGAAUGACAAUUCAUCAAGCUUUGGAACAUCCAUGGUUGUCAUCUCGAAAUGUUGCUGGAAGAGACGAGCAGAUUCCAAGCAGCCGGUACACAAGGAUCCGCGAAUCAAUUCGUCAGAAAUACGAUGCUUGGCCAGAACCACUUCCACCACUCGGAAGAAUUUCGAAUUAUUCUUCUUUGUGCAAACAUCGCCCGCAAGAAUAUUCGAUCCGCGACGCGUUCUUCGAUCGAUCCGAAGCGCAACCAAGAUUCAUUAUCAAACCAUAUGGAACUGAAGUUGCUGAGGGACAAUCUGCCAAUUUCUACUGUCGAGUUAUCGCAUCUUCACCACCAGUUGUAACAUGGCAUAAGGAUGAGAGAGAAUUAAAGCAGAGUGUGAAAUAUAUGAAGAGAUAUAAUGGAAAUGAUUAUGGUUUAACGAUUAAUCGUGUGAAAGGAGAUGAUAAGGGUGAAUAUGUGGUUCGGGCGAAGAAUUCCUAUGGAACUAAGGAAGAGAUUGUGUUCCUGAAUGUGACUCGAACUUCAGAACCCCUCAAAUUCGAGCCGCUUGAACCUAUGAAACGAGCACCAAGUUUGCCAAAGGUUGAAGAAUUCAAAGAGAAAAGAUCCGCACCGAAGUUCACAUUCCAUUUGAGACAUCGAUUGAUUCAGAAGAAUCAUCAAUGUAAAUUGACAUGUUCAUUGCAAGGAAAUCCAACACCAAAGAUCGAAUGGUCAAAAGAUGGAUAUCCAGUGGAUGAAGAUCGAGUUCAAGUAUCAUUCCGAAGUGGAGUUUGUUCAUUGGAGAUUUUCAACGCAAGAAUCGACGACGCUGGAACUUAUACUGUCACAGCUACAAAUGAACUUGGAACUGAUGUAUCGGAAUGUGUGAUAACUGUGCAAACCAAGGGAGGAGAACCGAUUCCAAGAGUUUCGUCGUUUAGACCAAGAAGAGCUUAUGAUACUUUGUCGACUGGAGAUGUUGAAAGAUCACAUUCCUAUGCUGACAUGAGAAGAAAAUCAUUGAUUCGAGAUGUGUCACCAGAUGUCAGAUCAGCUGCUGAUGAUUUGAAAACCAAGGUAUUCUUAUAUUUAUUUUUAAAUUUACAAAUUUACAAUUAUUAUAUAAGCAAAAAAAAUAAGUGACCGUACCCUUCGUUUUUGUCGCGACGAGACACAAACCUUCAAAAAAUCGAUGCGCCUUUAAUUUUCAUCGAAAAAAGGCCGGCUAUUACCGGUCAAAAGGGAUUUAGAACAAAUCUAAAGAUGAAUUUACUUCAUUUUCGCAAUUUUGAAGAGGAAAACGGGUUUUCUUCUAUAAAGUAAAUACUUAAAAAUCUCCUUUCAUAGUAUUUUCUGCUUUAAACAGAGUCAUUUUUCAUUUUUGUUAUCAAUUUGGUUGAUUUCUGCCUUUUUUUCAUGCGGAAACAUCGAAAACCUCGAAGAUCCGAAAAAAAAAACAAAAAACACCGUAGUUUUUGAAAGACGCAGCACCCGAAACACACACAGGGUCUCGUCGCGAACGAGAGGGGGAAGAACUACGGUAGAUAUUUUUUCGAAAUAAUUAUUUUUUUUUGCACACACAAAUAAUAACAUUAUUGAUUUCAGGUGACAAAUGAACUUCCAUCAUUCACACUUCAACUCAGCGAUGCUCUUGCUGAUGUUGGAGGAUCGGCUGAAUUUUCAGCCGAAGUAUCAGGACAACCAGAACCACUUAUUGAAUGGCUUCACAAUGGAGAACGGAUAGGAAGUGAUUCGCGAUUUAAAACAUUGUUCAGUUCUGGAAGAGCAACACUAAGGAUAUCUGACAUCACAACAUCGGAUGAAGGACAAUAUCUAUGUAGAGCAUCAAAUUCAGCUGGACAAGAGCAAACCAGAGCAAAUUUGAGUGUUCGCAACACUGAAACACCGCUGACCAAUGGGCACGCUGAAAGUGAAUUGAAGAUUGGAAAACAUCUCGGUGGCCAGGUGGCCAAUGUUGGUGAAUCGGUGACUUUUGAAGCGCGUGUCGAAGGAAAUGCCGAGGAUAUUUUAUGGAUGAGAAAUGGACAAGAAUUAGUAGAUGGAGACAAGACAAGUAUCACACAAAAUGGUGAAUCAUACAAAUUGGUAAUUAAUUCGGCUGAAGCCUCGGAUGCUGGACAUUAUCAACUUGAAGUUCGAUCAAAGGGAACCAAUUUAUUAUCAGUCGCCUCGUUAGUAAUUAUUGAAGAAGAUGGAAGUGUAGCUGAUCCGCCAGUCACUCGACUUCCAACUUCAGUUUCGGCUAGUAUUGGAGGACAAACAUCGUUUAGUGUGGAAUUUGAAAAUGUUGAUGGAUUGACUGUUCAAUGGUUCCGUGGAUCGGAAAAAAUUGAGAAGAACGAACGGGUCAAAUCGGUCAAAUCUGGAAACACUUUCAAACUAGAUUUCAAAGUGAGUUUGCGGAUUUGGGCGCCAAAAUUAUGAUGAAAUUUGAAAUUUUUGCCAAAAAUUUCAGAUUUUCUUGAUUUUUUGCUGAAAAUCCAGUUUUUCCUCGACCCAAAAGCAAGAAUUUGCUAGAUUUCAAGCUUUCGGGUUGAAGAAAGGCUGAAAACCCCAGAUUUUCUUGAUUUUUUGCUGAAAAUCCAGUUUUUCCUCGACCCAAAAGCAAGAAUUUACCAGAUUUCAAGGUUUCCGGUUGAAGAAAGGCUGAAAAUUCCAGAUUUUAUUGAUUUUUGGCUGAAAAUCCAGUUUUUCCUCGACCCAAAAGCAAGAAUUUCCAGAUUUCAAGCUUUUGGGUUGAAGAAAGGCUGAAAAUCUCAGAUUUUCGCUGAAAAUCCAGUUUUUCCUCGACCCAAAGGCAAGAAAUUCCAGGUUACAAGCUUUCGGGUUGAAAAAAAGCUGAAAAUUUCAGAUUUUCUUAAUUUUGGCUGAAAAUCCAGUUUUUCCUCGACUCAAAAACAAGAAUUUCCAGAUUUCAAGCUUUUGGGUACAGGAAAAGCUCAAAAAUUUCAAAUUUUACAAAAAAAAGUCAUUUUCUUUAAAAAAAACAAAAAAACAAAAACCCUUGCAUCGAGUAGGAGUCGAACCUGGGUGCGUUGCGUGGGGAUCUAUCGUCUUGCCUGCUGCGCUACGCCACACAUUUUGGAAACAGGCUAAAAUUUCAAAGACUAUAAAACUGAUGCGCGCGCUGAAAUUACAGGUGUCAAAAAAAAAUUUAGUCAAAUUUUAACAAUUUUCGACCGGAAACCUUCGCAAGCUCUCUUUCAACCCUAAUUUCAUCCUAAUUUCAGUCAAUCGAACAAGACGACGACGGAAUUUACGUGGCAAAAGUGGUGAAGGAAAAGAAAGCCAUCGCCAAAUACGCCGCCGCCCUAUUACUCGUCUAA